Magallana angulata is the source of this 565-nucleotide messenger RNA. RefSeq lists its product as uncharacterized. The record is from RefSeq and is a predicted model, not a curated record. Lineage: Eukaryota; Metazoa; Mollusca; Bivalvia; Ostreida; Ostreidae. Gene Ontology annotation, molecular function: calcium ion binding. The coding region runs from base 85 to 504 and encodes 139 amino acids. The transcript is spliced from 6 exons.
AGACAGUAUACCACCAUAUAAAGACAAUCAAAUUUACCAGUUGUCAUAGAAACGUGCCUUACGUGUCCGAAAGGAAACCACAGAAUGAAGUACACAAUACUUGCGGUUUUGAUUGCCUCAGUGCUUUCGCAGUAUCAUCAUCAUGAUAUGGCAUUGAUUAUAGACGGUACAUUCAAAUAUGUUGACACCAACCCAUUAGAUGGUCUGCUAGAAAAAGAGGAACUCUCUAGAGCUUUUGAGAAUCUAGACGCUAACGCUGAUGGACAGCUCACCUUUGUUGAAUAUACAAAAUACACCAAUUCUGAGAGCCAACUUCAACACGAUCUAUUUAACCACUUUGAUACAAACAAAGACGGUGCCCUACAGAGAUCAGAAUAUGUCGAUACAAUCUUCAGCCAAAUGGACCACAAUGGUGACAGUCAAGUGACGAGAACCGAUUAUGAUCAUUUCUUUACUCAUGUCAUACAACAACUGAUGCACCAUCAUGGACACAAUGGCCGUUAAACCUUUUAUCUUCUUCAUACAAUAUUACACACUUUAACAAUUAAACAAUAUAAUUGUGUCA